Homarus americanus (American lobster) is the source of this 2514-nucleotide messenger RNA. RefSeq names its product gastrula zinc finger protein XlCGF57.1-like. The transcript has 2 exons. The coding region runs from base 881 to 2401 and encodes 506 amino acids. Gene Ontology annotation, biological process: regulation of transcription by RNA polymerase II. The record is from RefSeq and is a predicted model, not a curated record. NCBI's taxonomy places the organism in Eukaryota, Metazoa, Arthropoda, Malacostraca, Decapoda, Nephropidae. Gene Ontology annotation, molecular function: DNA-binding transcription factor activity; RNA polymerase II cis-regulatory region sequence-specific DNA binding.
UGGGUGUGACUGGAAGUUGAGAGAAGAACUGGCACAAUGGCCACAACAACAAACGCUGCAGGCUGCUCUUCGUCUUCUGUUUUACCUCCAUAACAUAUAAUGGUAUCACCCUACAUAUCGAUAAGGUAUAUAUACACUGACAUCAGUAAUGAAUUAUUGAAUAGAUGAAGUAUUGGUAAAUGUAUAAUACAAUAUGAAUUGGAUAGUGGAAAAAGAUGAAGUAGAUUGUGAGAACAUUGUUGGGCGCAGUUGUAAAGAACAGUGUGCAAGACAAGUAUUACCAACUGAAGGAAAGAAUUCUAAGUAUACAAGAAAUUAUUCAAUGUUGAAAUAAUUAAAAACUUGUGUGCAAAUUCACCUCCUCAUAAUACUUUUGUCAAUUGUAGUAAUAUUUAACCAGCCAUCACAAGUAGUGUACUUGUAGUAUAUCAGGAUGAGUAUCAUCAGAGGAACUGUACAUAUAACAAGAGUAUAUAAUUUUUGUACUCUUCCCUGUUGAGUGUUACUAUAGUGUAUGUUGUAAGUCAAAAACAGUGUUUGUUAAUUUAUAUAUUAAUGACAACUAAAGUUAUUUGUGUAACUCAUUCUUUACACUAUUUUUCACAUUUAAUCAAAGAGGUAUUGAGGAACCUUAUUAAUAAUGGUGUAGUCACAUCACAAACUGGAUCUUCCAUCACACUUGCCUCCCCACUGUCCACCCAUCUCAGCAUCAAUACAUCAGUGUCAGUAAAUUACAUUCACUAAUAGAUUUGUUUCAGUUGUGUUUGUUGUUUUUCAAAUAUAAUUAACAGUAACAAGAUAUUAAUAGCUCCUGUAGGAGGAAACCAUUUCCCAGUUCAGAGUCACUAAAACCUUUGAACACAAUACACACAGUUUUAUAAUGGAAGGUCACUCAGAGGAACAGUCGGAGUCUCCCAGAGAAUUGUCUGUAAAUUCACAUCAGGUAACAAAUUUGAAAGAUGACUUACACCAGAAACUGUUUGCGUGUCCAGAAUGUCAAAAAGGUUUUCCACAAAAACAUAAAUUAAAUUACCAUAUGAGAAUUCAUACAGGAGAGAAAUCAUAUCAAUGUUCUGAGUGUCUGACAGACUUUGCACAUAAAUCUUCUCUAUAUGCACACAUUAAACGUCAUACAGGAGAGAAACCAUAUCAGUGUUUUUUGUGUCGGAAAGACUUCUUACAUAAAUCUUCUUUAGACGCACAUAUGGGAAGUCAUAGAAAAGAGAAACCUCAUCAGUGUCCAGAAUGUUUGAAGAACUUUCAAGAUAAAUCUAAUCUCAAAAGACAUAUGAGAAUUCAUACAGGAGAGAAAUCAUAUCAAUGUUCUGAGUGUCUGAAAGACUUUGCCCGAAGAGGUACUUUAGCCGCACACAUGAGAAGUCAUACGGGAGAGAAACCUUAUCACUGUUCUCUGUGUCUGAAAGACUUCGCACUUAAAUCUUCUUUAGUUGCACACAUGAGAAGUCAUACGGGAGAGAAACCUCAUCAGUGUUCUGUGUGUCUGAAAGACUUUGCACUUAAAUCUUCUUUAGUUGCACACAUGAGAAGUCAUACAGGAAAGAAACCUUUUCAGUGUUCUGUGUGUCUGAAAGACUUUGCACAUAAAUCUUCUCUACAUGUACACAUAAAAAGUCAUACAGGAGAGAAACCAUAUCAGUGUUUUUUGUGUCUGAAAGACUUCUUACAUAAAUCUUCUUUAGACGCACAUAUGGGAAGUCAUAGAAAAGAGAAACCACAUCAGUGUCCAGAAUGUUUGAAGGACUUUCAAGAUAAAUCUAAUCUCAAAAGACAUAUGAGAAUUCAUACAGGAGAGAAAUCAUAUCAAUGUGCUGAGUGUCUGAAAGACUUUGCCCGAAAAGGUACUUUAGCCAUACACAUGAGAAUUCAUACGGGAGAGAAACCUUAUCGGUGUUCUCUGUGUCAGAAUGAUUUUGCCCAAAAAAGUUUUUUAGUCACACACAUGAGAAGUCAUACGGGAGAGAAACCAUUCCAGUGUUCAGAAUGUCAUAGAGGAUUCUCUGAAAAAUGUUCUGUAGUAAAACACAUGAAAGUUCACAAAGUAAAACCCUUUCACUGUGUAAGAUGCAAAAAGGUCUUUAAGGAGAAAGAGAGUUUAACAUUUCAUACAAAGAGAUGUUCUCAGAUUCACCAAGUGCCUAACUCACAUUAUAAUGAAGGUGAAAGCUGCCAGGAUUUCCACCAUGACUUGAGCUUGUCAUCCCAACCAACAGUGGAGAUGGGUGUUUCUGAAGGAGUGAAAAAGUGUGUUUCUGAAGGAGUGAAAAUGGAAACUAAUUGUGAUCCACUCUCAGAAGCUUCACCAGGGUCUGAGAUAAUUGAUCAAUCAUCUUUAAAGAUGGAGUGCCAGGAACAAGCAGUUUAUAUUAAGGAAGAAUUUUGAAGUUGUUUUUGUUGAAUACACUGUAUUGUACUUGUGCUACUGAUAUUCUUAUUAGACUGAACUUCAUGUUAUGUACAUUUUGUGAAUAAAAUCGUUACAUUUUGUGAUUGAAA